Messenger RNA from Cordyceps militaris CM01, 651 nucleotides. RefSeq lists its product as uncharacterized. The record is from RefSeq and is a predicted model, not a curated record. NCBI's taxonomy places the organism in Eukaryota, Fungi, Ascomycota, Sordariomycetes, Hypocreales, Cordycipitaceae. The transcript has 4 exons. The coding region runs from base 1 to 651 and encodes 216 amino acids.
AUGUACAGGGGACCAGGCCCGCAAGCGGAGACACCCCUUGUACAAGAAUCUGUCGUCAUGGAGAGCCUGCAGCUUUCCCAGGUCCUCGCCGAUUUGAGUAACCUUGGCGCCGCGGAACCCCAGGCUGCCGCCGCCAUCGUCAAUGCCAAUGUCCCCAUUGUCCGACCCGAAUCCGCCAACGAGUCCUCCACCUCACAUCCCCAGCAGCAGCAGCCGCGCCCUCCCGCCAUGCGUCGCCACUGGUCCACGGAACCGGGCCUGCCCAAGUUCGACAAGCUCGGCCGUCGCAUCCUCAUCAGCUCGCCGAACCUAUCCCGUCCCUCGUCCAACACCAACUCAAUCCCCGGCACUCCGCGCGGUGGCGGCUCAGAUGCAAGUCCAACAAUACCCCGCGCAUGCAGGCUUUUUGCACACGCCGCGCAAGAAAUGCGACAAGUUGAUGAUGACUUGGAGCGCGCCUCUACUCUUAUGGCGCUUUACGAUAUCCGUGCCAAGAUUAAGCAGCAGGAUAACAGCAGCCUGAUCAAGGCCCGCGAGAAGAUCAACGCUCUCGCCGCCAAGCAGCAGGCCCAGCAAGUCGCCGACCGAAACGCCAAGGCGGCCGAGGAAGCCCGAAAAACCCGCUACUCCUUCCCUCGCAGCGGCCUCUAA